AUGAUCGAUUUGAUACCGUGUGCAGAGUACCUUUCAUACGAUGUAGCUACGCUUAAAAACGUUGGAAUUCUAUGCUUUUUGAGGAAAGUUGAGCGGAGAUUCUACUUUUUAAAAAUAACUCAAGAAAUCGAUUUUCGUCAGUUGACUAUAAAUUAUUUAGAAAUAAUUGGUUUAAACAGCUGCUCUGUGAAAUUUCGUUUUGAUUGUCGCGCCAAUGCGACGUGCACCAUAGCGCCACCUCGAUGUCUCGAAAUCGAAGUUUUAGGUUAUCUGAACGAAUGCUUUGAUGAAAGACGUACAUGUAGAUUCCGUGCGUUCUGUAUUACGUUUUACGAGUGGCAUACACGCAUCGACCGUGAGUGUGCUUUGAGUAAUACUGUUAGUUAUUAUGUGAUCGUGAGUCGUGAAUCGAAGAAGAAACGCAGAGAAAAACAAAGAGCAAGCGUGGGUAUGACCAGGGGAAAAGGAAGGAAAAUGCGAGACAUUGGAGUUAAUGUUUUCUGCUAUCUCAUCGUGGCACUGCUUUUUCUAGCGCCAUUCAGUCACGCAGCAGGGAAUGUUACGAACGAAUUUCAACGGUGCGACAUCCACAAGGCGGAGGGUCAAUGCGGCGAGAAUGGAAGGUGCUUUCAAAGUACAAAGGACAAAGAGGGAGAGUGCAUAUGCAAGCUAGGUUACGAAUUUGAGAGAGGCCAGUGUGUCCAGGUCACGACUACCACGAUUACUAGCAUAACUGUCGAUCAACCAGAAGUCGAAGUCAACUCAGGAGGUAGUUCCGUAGCUGCCGGUUUGUUAAUACCGACUUUCCUCAUAGUGAUGAGUGUGCUGCUGUAUUUCGUUGCGAGGCGAUACAAAUGGUUGCAACGAGUUCGACAUCUUCGUCCGAAUCAUUACGGCAAUGUCCUAGUCACAAGAGACGACGACGACGACGACGAUCCACCGAUACCGUAAGCAGGUGCCUAAUAACAAUUCAUACCGUGUACAAACGUGCGAAUGUUCUCAUCAAAAGCGCGAACUUUCGUACGCAGAAACGCUCAGUUACACAAUUCAUAAUUUAAAGCGACAAGCGCUGAGUUACCUUUACGAGGAUCACUUUACCGAAUGACCGCAAUAAAAAUUCCAUACCGGUUCACAUUCAAUUUCUUCGUCUUCUCCGGACAAGUUGCAAGAGAAUUUCGAUCGAUUUCUCUAUCGAAAGAUUUCCCACACGCAGAUAAUGCAUUUAAUUGCUUACAUGUUUCUUUAUGUGAUGGUGGAUGGUAAUUUCGAGGAUUUCACUGAACAAUGAAAUGACACGCGCGAAAAGUUUUCUCUUGGAGCUUGUUACGCUUAGGGAACAAUGUUGUGUAACUCUGUGUAAAUAUAUGGAGCAAAGUUUAAAAUACGAGGUAAAUAUGCAAGGCAAAAUAUCGUCGAACUGAAUCAAGAGGCUAAAUGUAAACGAGUGUUAGUGUAAGUAAAUGUAUUUUUUAUGCUGAUGUACGAAACUUCCAUUUCUUUCACACCGACUUAUGCUAUUUACUAUGACGUACUUUGCGUUUACAUGGCAAUUACUUUUGGAAAUGGCCGUGCUGGCACCAUUAUUAAAAAUUAUGUAAUGUUCACGUUACUGUUUUUUAAUAAUGGAUCGUGGAGAACAUUUGCAUAAAAAUACUGUUACUCACAAGAUCACCGAUUCCUAUGUUUAUAUUAUACGAUGGUUGUAAGGGACGAGGGAUAACUGACUGCGGUUUCGAUAGUUUGUAAGAAGACAUUGAAAGCAUAAUUUUUUACGAUGAUAUUACGAAGCUGGUCAGUAAAUUUUACAUAAAUUAAUAAAUUUGUAUAAAAUCAACGAUUGUCAGUCCACCUUUCGCUGUAUGCAAAACUUAGAAUGAAUUACAUUGUCUAUGUUCUCGAUGUAUUCUCCGAUCGUGCAAUGAGAUUCGUACACGUGAUGCGAUUAAUAUCGAUCCGGUAUAUAUUCAUAGAUAUUUUUAUAUUUUUUUAAACCUAUAACGAUUCCUAUUAUUAUUUUAAUAGUAUUGACUUUCUCCUUGCAAAUUGAUGAUACUCGGGAUAUUGUAUCGUGUUCACGUGGAUGAAUUUUGAUCGUUCUCUCUGAAUGUCUUGUUCUUUCGAGGGUAACUCUCAAAAUGGAUGUAACUUUGCCAAAGAAUAAACGUUUCAGGAUCUAAAUUAACGCAUACCUCUCAGUUGUAAGCGAACGCGCAAAGAAUCUGUGUUAUAUGUAAUUUCAUAUAUACAUAAUUGCAAUUAGUGCAUCGUAUAUUAAUUAUCUACUGUCUACUUUACUAAUGAUAUUAAUUACGUGUGCUCGGUUUAAAUGAUAAUUGGAAGAGAGAGAGAGAGAGAGAGA
This is a messenger RNA of Heterotrigona itama, 2359 nucleotides long. Lineage: Eukaryota; Metazoa; Arthropoda; Insecta; Hymenoptera; Apidae. The record is from the annotation of a GenBank genome assembly.